GUCGAGGUGACUGCUGUGUGUGCGACGAAAAGAACAGAGGCGCAGGACAACAACUUCAAAAUCGCUUGUCGGUGUCCUGGACCUCUGUUCUUUCCGUCGCAGGGCGUUUCGUCGCAGGUCCAGGAGACAGCACGUCGGUGGGCGUUUCGUUCCUCGGCGCAUUGCUUCCAGCGGAAGAUACUUCGAGUUCGACACACGACACAAAGAUUUUGAUGGGCAAAUCUACGUCUCUCGCACGACUACGCACCAUCACCCUUGGAAUAAGG
Amoebophrya sp. A25 is the source of this 266-nucleotide messenger RNA. The record is from the annotation of a GenBank genome assembly. Lineage: Eukaryota; Dinophyceae; Syndiniales; Amoebophryaceae.